Molecule: messenger RNA, 1457 nt
Organism: Jatropha curcas
Lineage: Eukaryota; Viridiplantae; Streptophyta; Magnoliopsida; Malpighiales; Euphorbiaceae
Product: feruloyl CoA ortho-hydroxylase F6H1-3
Source: RefSeq, a predicted model, not a curated record
GUGUUUUGACUUUCCCUCUUCUUGCCUGCAACUGCAAAAUUACCAACUCCAAAAAUGUCGCCAACCACUGCAAGCUCCUCCACCAAUAUACUUGAUUUUGUGGUGCAUAAGGCCAAUGGCUUAAAGGGUUUAGUUGAUACAGGUCUUGAAUCUAUUCCUCAUCAGUAUAUCCAACCACAAGAUGAAAGAUUGAAUACAAGCCAAAUCCUCAUAUCCCAAGAAUCUAUACCCAUCAUUGAUGUCUCAAAUUGGGAUGACCCACAAGUUGCAGAAUCAAUUUCUCAAGCAGCAAGCAAGUGGGGUUUCUUUCAAAUCAUCAAUCAUGGGAUUCCAUUAGAGAUUGUUGAUAAUUUAAAGGAUUCUGGUCACGGGUUCUUCAGUUUACCAAAUGAAGAAAGAAAGAAGUAUUGGAAAGGAAAUUCCUCAACUGAUACUGUGUUUCUUGCAACUAGUUUUAGCCCUUUAACUGAAAAGGUAUUGGAAUGGAAAGACUAUCUCAGCUUUCAUUACAUCCCAGGAGAUGAGAAAUCUCCCUCAUUGUGGCCUCCUAUAUGCAAGGAUCAAGUGCUUGAUUACAUGAAGAGAGCUGAACUGGUUAUCAAAAGGUUGUUAGAGCUGCUAUUGAAAAAACUCAAUGUGAAAGAGAUUGACAAAGAAAGAGAAUAUGCCUUAAUGGGUUCACUAAGGAUUAACAUGAAUUACUAUCCUCAUUGUCCUAAUCCUGAACUUGCAGCCGGAAUAGGCCGUCAUUCUGAUGUAUCAUCCAUCACAGUCCUCCUACAAGAUGACAUUGGUGGGCUUUAUGUUCGAGGAAUAGAAGAGAAUAGCUGGAUUCAUAUCCCACCUGUUACUGGAGCACUAGUUAUCAACAUUGGAGAUGUACUGCAGAUAAUGAGCAAUGACAGAUAUAAAAGCAUAGAGCAUCGUGUAAUUGUCAACGGAAGCAAGAACAGGGUUUCAGUUCCUAUCUUUGUCAAUCCAGGACCUCAUGCUCUAAUUGGACCUUUACCAGAAGUUCUAGGGAGUGGAGAAGCACCAAAAUAUAAGUCAGUUCUCUAUUCGGAUUACUUUACUUAUUUCUUUAGCAAGGGUCAUGAUGGGAAAAACACUAUUGACUUCGCCAAGAUAUGAUACUGAUCCUUGUGCUUCUACGCUCUUGCAAGUAAGAAAGCAGUAGUGAGAUUGUCAUUCUGUUGUAUACUCUGUUAAUGCCAGGAGAGACUGUAUGUUUAGGUGUGGACCUGUUUGGGAGCCAAGCUGUUGGCCUGUAGGUUGGGUAGGCUGAGCCUUUUGAAAUUGACACUUUUGAAACUCGGGAUUGUCUCAUAAACAUGUCUGGAGUUAGGUGCCUGGCUGGAUCAUUCAUUCACUUUUGCCGUUCGAGCUUUAAAUUCUCUUCCAUCCUGUACUACUUCUUUUGAUCACUUAAUGAGCAAUAAAAUAUAAAUUUAUAUAAA